UAAAUUUUUCUUGUUAUCUCGGCGAAACAAAUUUCUAUCUUUCUCACUUUUUCUACUUUCAUUAUUUUCGUCUUAGUGCGCGUUUCAGUAUUCCGUUUUUUCUGCUCUGCAUCAAUCAACUUAUUGUCCCCUGUAUUAUUGUUUUGGAAGCUUUAUAUAGCGCUAACAGGUGACUCAAAGUUGUGAAUGUGUGGAGAGAGAUAUAAGAAAAGAGCCUUGGAGUAUGCUGGCCUUGUUACAGGGUCAGUUUUGCGGGAGGGACUGGGCUGAACGGGAUGGGGAUUGACAAUCCGUCUGCUGUACUGAGGCGUUUUUCAACCGGAUUGUCUUUUACCCUAUCAACUGGAUUGUGAUACUUUGCGCGGUGUAGUCGUGACGCUACUUUUAUCGCUGGAGUUUUGGAAGUGCUAUUGUGACAUCGAUAAGGCAUGGCUAAAUACGGCACUAAUUCGGGGAUGUAGACUAGUGGAGUUUGGCUGGUCUAGACCGUUUGUUGAAUUACUGAGGAACUUCAUUAUUUAAGUUGUUUAAAUAUAGAUACAUUACAUAUAUAAAGAUGUUUUAAUCAAAACUAGUCUUUGGAUAAUUGUGAGGCGACAACUUUUUUUAUAAACAUUUAUUAAAAGUUAUGGGACUUCUGUUUGAAUAUCGAACUUUAACUACUGAUUUAUCCGGAAGGCUUAUGUUAGCUUUCAUCUGAGAGGAUGCGGAGGCUUCCUCUCCCAUGUUCCUUGGUGUCCUCUCUGACACCGUAAUGGCUUGCCGGAACGGCUGUUGCUGCAGCGCAGUGAACGAGGAUAACGCACGGUUUCUGAUGCUGGCGGUGCUAAUUGUGCUGUAUCUGCUUUGUGGUGCCGCGGUGUUCUCUGCGUUAGAGCAACCGAAGGAGCGACAGGCCAAGGAGCGAUGGGUGCAGCGUUUCGAAAGCUUUACCCAUAAACACAACCUCAACCGAACAGACUUGGAGAUAUUCCUUCGGUAUUACGAGGAGGCGAACGUCGCUGGCAUCCGCGUGGAUAGACUAAGACCACGCUGGGAUUUCACCGGCGCCUUCUACUUUGUGGGUACCGUGGUGUCGACAAUCGGAUUUGGCAUGACCACCCCCGCCACGGUUAGCGGUAAAGUCUUCCUCAUAUUCUACGGCCUGAUCGGCUGCGCGUCCACCAUCCUUUUCUUCAAUCUGUUCCUGGAGCGCAUCAUUACCGUACUGGCCUUCGUGCUCAAGUCCUGCCACGAGCUGCAGCGCCGGCGCCAGGGCGUCGUGCCCCACAUUGGCCACAGGGGGGCACCACUGCCAGUCACCAGAGACGGUCCAGUGGACAGGGAUAGUCUUGCUGGAUGGAAGCCUUCGGUGUACUACGUGAUGCUGAUUCUGUGUGUGGCCGCCAUGGUGAUAUCGUGCUGCGCCUCGGCCAUGUAUUCAGCGAUGGAGGGCUGGGGCUACCUGGACUCGCUGUACUUCUGUUUCGUGACAUUCAGCACCAUCGGGUUUGGGGACAUGGUGAGCAGCCAGAAGGUUGCCUACGAUGGGAUCCAAACUGCUUAUCGACUUGGGAACUUCCUGUUUUUGUUAAUGGGUGUGUGCUGUAUCUACUCACUCUUCAAUGUCAUCUCAAUUGUCAUCAAGCAGACUCUCAACUGGCUGCUGAGGAAGCUGGAUGUCCUCUGCUGCAGAGGUUGCUGCCCAGCCAGGAUUACCAAGAAAAUCAGGCCACGUCGAAACACCGUGAUGCCCAGCAGCACCGCACACCCACGGGCACAGAGGACUGUCUCCAUAGAAACAGAUGCGGUGAAUGAGAGUGAGACUGAUGGAGGGCGCCGGAUGUCGGGGGAGAUGAUCUCCAUGAGGGACUUCCUUGCGGCCAAUAAGGUGAACCUGGCUCAGAUGCAGAAGCAGCUGUCGGAAGCGGCGGUCAAUGGGACGCCUCAGCCAUCCGGGUCCAACCAAAACAGACAAAAUGGUUUCUCAGGAGGUGUUGGGGCGCUGGGUAUUAUGAAGAACAGGCUAGCAGAGACCAGUGUGGACAGGUGACUGUUGGUUAGAGUCAUCACACAGAAGGAUUCAUACUGGGUGCCCACACCACACUUCACGCCAUCGCAUUAUAGUCAUAAAACUAUAAGAACAUCUGCCAAAGUUGUGAUGUUUUUCCAUGGUGAUAAAAUAGACAAAGUGGACUCACUGAAGGAGGGAUUCCAAAAAGCUUUACAGAGGCAUUUACUGGAUUUUACCUUUGGAGAUACACUGAGCCACCAGGCCCCUUUGCAAGUCGCAAAAGCUAAGGCAGUUUUUCUUGUUUUGUCAAGCUGUCCACCACAGUCUAGAUUCAAGCCUUAACUGAGCCAUGUGGCUGGAAGCUUUUUGGGGUAACGUAUAUUCGCCAAGCAUCAACCAGAAUGUGGGUUGGAAUGGUCCAAAUAGAUUUUCUUGACACACUGCCCUAUUGCAAGCUCUUUAGUUACCACAGAAGUCCUGUCAUUCCAAUGGAGUGCAGUCCGCACUCCUGUGACUUAUCUGCCAAACCAAGUUCCAGAGCUUGCAUGGUGUCGCAUGCGUUGAUAUUUUGCUACUUCUGUGUUGCUUUGUAGUUUCAAAUGGAUGUAGAUCCCCCCUUGAAGAUGCUGAUUAGUUUUUUUUCAGGUUUGUUUUGAUGGAAGACAGAACAUUUUGACAGAACAAUUCAUUUGAUUGAAAUACUGAAAAUUGAUAUGAACAUUUACCAUCAGGUUCAGGACGCUAAAACAUCUGUCAUCUUACUACUUUUGCUAAGACCCAUUUCCAUGUAGCAUCUCUGGCAUUAGGAUCAGGGUAAAACAUCUGAACAUCAAUCUCAUCAUAGAUGGAGUCAAUCUUUCCAAGCCAAGCUGCUUGAUUAUUUCUGUUGUGAUGUGGAACACGGUUUGUGGUGAUUAUGUCAAAUUGACUGUAUAGCAACAUAACAAUGCAAUCUGUUUGCACAAGGCCUCAGGCGAAUUGGCUGCCUAAAAAACAUGGGGGUCGUCAGACGAGUAAAUGUGCCCACGCACGUGCUGAUCUUUGGCAGAAUGGCUUGGUGCAGAUGCCUAGGAGGAUGACGUGCCGCAAUCUUUACCGAGAUUUCUGAGAGUUGCUGACAUGACCGUGUCACAGACAUUGGAUAGCACAACUGGGGAGGGGAGAAAAGGGGCUGUGAAAUAGAAGGGGAAAAAAACCCAUUAAAAACAUCCAGAAAAAUCUGAGAACCCAAAAAUGGUUUGGGCUGGCUUGUGGUCGACAUAACCUCACAAGCUUCAAAUAGCAAGACAACAAUCAGUUAUAAUCAGCGAUCUGUGUCACCCGUCAGUGAUACAUUGGCAGCCAUUUUGUGCCAGAAUGUUUACAGUGAAUGUGACAUAUCAGCCAUUGUGGUCAUGUGAGUGGUAAUGUCAGCCAUAGUGAUGACAUUGGGUGUUAUGAGACCAAAUGGCCCUGUCCAGAAUUGUAUGCCUUCUACCCUGUAUGAUCUGUGUAUGUGUUCUUUCUAUUGUAGAGCACAUUUCUUUAUUAACUCUUUCUGAAGAGAAUGUAGUUGCACAGAAUCUAAAAAUCAGUUGCCAAAUGUGUAAAGAUUGAGGAACUCUGAUAAUCUGCAAGAUAUCACACUCAUGUGCAGAAUUCGAUGGAAAAAUAGGUACUUUGGUUUUAAAAUAAGAAUCAGGAAGAAUCUUGAAGACAAAUUAAGACUAAAACUUCCAAUGAUGACUUGAAUUUGUACAUUCUCAUCUGAAACUUCAAAAGGAGACGUUUUGUUGUUUCAGGAAAAUGGGAAUUCAGUGAAGUAGCUGAUAUGCGGGCAUAUAAACUGAAUUUGUAUGUAAAUUGUAGGUCUCAGUACUCCACCUUUCCUUGGAGGAAAUCAUCAUUCAAGAGCUUCAGUGUCUUUUGAAGGUAAAAUGUAAUGUAACCUGUGGUGCUGAAUUGCUAAUCAGACAGCUGUUUUAUUUGUAGCGCAUGUGUGUGUGCGUGCGCCCACCAAGGAGUCACCACUAACCUGAAUAAUGGAUGAUGCAGGACAUCAAAAGGCUCUUUUGUUUCCUUUACCCCAAUGUCUGGAAGUUUAAACUUUAAAUCAGGGGACCCUGGAGUCACGGCGUACUGGCCAGUGUCAGCAACACUGCCUAGUGCAGAGCCUUGUUUGACAUAAAAAGCAAACCCAGAAAGCGUGCAUAAUCUUGUCUUCCCAAUCUCCAUGUUGCAGUCCCUGUGCGGUACUUGAUGCGAUGUAGGAAAUUGCUGUAACAGUAUUGAAAUAUUGUAAACAGAGUAAUGGAUGAAUGGAAGGGAUUGCAUACAAGUGAUGUUGAGAUAAAGACAUUUGAAAUAACCAGCUGUUUACUUUUAGGCGUUUUCUGUUUGUGAUUAUAUUAUGAUGUAUGCCACGGUUUCCUUGACCUUAUUACAGACUAUGAUGGGAUGGCAGGACGACAUGCCCGACUGGGCCGUAGUGGAACGGGACAGUUACGUAGCUUAAAUGUCCUUUCUGUGCAUAUGAUCUAGUACCUGAACAUACCAUGACAUUCUGGGGAUGAAGGUUGGAAUGGAGUCCCUGUCGAGGAACAGCAGGGAGAACUGACUCAUGGCUCGGAUGGCUUUAAUGAGCUUCUUGCCCUUUGACAUCAGUUACCAGCCUGGAGGUGCAGGGAUUGUCCUCCCUAUGAUGUCGGGCUAAUUAACACCUUAUGUAGAGCCUUAGGGUCAGACUAGGUGCGAGCCACAGGAGCGGUAAAACCAGCAGCAUUCUUACUAAGACGGCAUAGGUGGAUCAGAGGGGAGAUCAAGAAACAGGAAAGUCGCCAAGCCUACAGACUGCUGAACAGCCAUUACUAGCUUGCUAUCUGCUAAGCACUCUUCUGCACCUUUGAGCCUACACACAAACUGAGUGCUGCUCCAUAUUCAUAGAGACACCGGUCUCACUUUAUAUGCAGUUUGUAGACCGUUUUACUCACUGCUCUUACAUCACAUUCAGCAUAAUUAAAACAAAAUCCUGGUUGAUUGAGCAGUGUCUUAGAAGCAAAAUGGCUUAAGAGGAGGGAUUUCCCUUAGAGGACAUAUUUGCCAGUGGAAGUUGCUGCCGCAUAACAAGGACAUAGUCACAAAUUGGACACCUGCAUCGGGCUUGACCAGACAACCCAAAACAAACAUCCAAAUCAGUGUGUGAGCACAGAAUUAUUGUAAAUACAGUGCAAACAUUGCUACGGUGGGUUUUCAUGAAUCGCAGCCUUUAUCAGUGUAUGCAGCUAAUAAACUGAUUUGACUGUCACUGCAGAUAAUGAAGUGUAUAUUUUUAUUAUAACUGUAUAUUAUGUAACAGCUAAAUUGUGAUUGUGCAGUUGGCACUUAACUGGAGGUAGAGACAUCAAACAGGAUUAAGUUGCCGCAUUAAAACAACUCAUCCAACUAACACUCAAGGACAUACCCAAAUUAACACAAGGAAUGUAGAGUUUACCUCAAUGAAAAGAGGGAUGAAUUGCCAAGAGUAGUUUAAACCGGAGUGAAAAUCAGCUGGUACUUAUUACAGACAUUCAACUGUGAAAGACUUUGCCAUGGCAACCACCCUGACUAAACCUACAAAAAACAAUAGGGCAAAUCUAGCCC
This is a messenger RNA of Esox lucius (northern pike), 5611 nucleotides long. RefSeq names its product potassium channel, subfamily K, member 13a (gene kcnk13a). The record is from RefSeq and is a predicted model, not a curated record. Bases 725 to 2032 code for a protein of 435 amino acids. Gene Ontology annotation, molecular function: potassium ion leak channel activity. The transcript is spliced from 4 exons. Gene Ontology annotation, cellular component: membrane. Lineage: Eukaryota; Metazoa; Chordata; Actinopteri; Esociformes; Esocidae. Gene Ontology annotation, biological process: stabilization of membrane potential; potassium ion transmembrane transport.